AUGACUGACCAUGGCGCCGACCUCGACGUAUUCACGGCCGACAUAUUCACGGCCACGUCGCUCGCCGACAUCCACGCCGGCCUCGCUCAGCUGCACCGCCACGAGGCCACCGUCACCCAGCGCCUAAACGACCUCGUCGCCUCGCAAAAGGACCUCUCGCGCGACCUCGCCCGCCUCGACCUGCUGCGCGCCCACCUCGGCUCCCAGGCCAUCAACACGCGAGCCAUCAGCAAUGGCAUGCUGGCCGAUGCUGCCUCGACCGCGAACCGCAUCUCCGCCGCCGUGAAGCGCCUCGACCAGGAGCAAUCCAACGUCAAGGCCACCCUCGACGUCGUCGACCAGGUCGCCGAGCUCAAGGCAUGCGUCCUGGGCGUCCAUGGCUCCAUGGGCGCCCCCCAGGACUGGGAGACGGCUGCCGCCUACAUCCACCGCGCAUCCAAGAUCCCACACGACGUCGUCAACGGCGCCUUUGCCGAGGAGAUUGUCCCCACCGCAGAGGUCCCCGACCCCCCGCGCGUCACCCUGCAUGCUGCCGCCGAGUCCCUCUGUGCGCUGUUCCUGCGCGAGUUCGACAAGGCCGCAAAAGACCGCGAUGGCUCAAAGGUCACGAGGUUCUUCAAGCUGUUCCCCUUGGUCGGCCGCACAGACACGGGCUUGGAUGCAUACGGCCGCUACGUGUGCACCGGUGUCGCCUCUAGGGCGCGAACAACCUUCAACUCGGCCGCCCCGGCCCAGCGCGCAGAGGCCUUCUUCUACGCCAGCACCCUCACCAAGCUGUUCGAGCACAUCGCCCAGAUCGUCGAUAGCCACGAGCCGCUUGUCGAGCAGCACUACGGCCCAGGCAUGAUGGCCAAGGUCAUCGAGCGCCUGCAGAUCGAAGCGGACGUGCAAGGAGGCAUUGUGCUCGACACGUGGCACGAAGAACGCAACAUCGACCGCAAGCUUACCGACAUCAAGUCAUACGCCUUCUCCUUCCUCGUCCAGAGCUUCCUCGCCGCCCAAAAGCCCUCGAGUGGCACGCCUCGCUCGAGCUCGCCUGCAGGCCCUCCAGCACGCACAAGUGAGGACGAGGGAGUCGACAUGAAAGAGGUGGACGUCCUGCUGGGAGAGAGUGCUUUGAUGCUUGGACGAUACGCCCUGUACUCACGCUUCAUCUCCGACAAGUGCGCCCCUUCGCAGCCGGAAGAGCGGAUAGAUCACGGCCUAGUGAUGCCGCAUUUCCUCGUGAACAGCAACCUGCAGAGAAAGGUGACGAGCCACCUCGUCGAACCAUUCAACACCAUGACGACCUUCUUCUUCCGCCGAUCUGUAGAAAAGGCUUUCCAGCUGGACGAGUCGCCACCAGACCUCACGCUCAACCCCAACAAGCCCCUUGGCUCCAGUCCUCCAUUCGUCACCUCUGCCGUCGACGAUGUCAUGUACAUUGUGAACCAGGUCUGUCAGCGAACUCUGGCAACGUCUCAGCGAGCCGUCGUUGCCAGUGUGAUCCCCACCGUGAGCCGAAUCUUGGGGUCAGACUUCAUUGACAUGACGCAGCGAAAGAUGCGCGAUGAAAGUUACCCCCAGCCUGUCAGAGCCGGCGAGCUCCCGCCCGAGCACAAAGUCAUCGCCUUCACAGUGCUGAUCAACAAUCUGGACAUCGCAAAUGACUACAUCAAACGCAUCGUCGAACAACAACUCGGCCGCCGCAACCCGGAAUCUGCAACCUCGCCACUGCAGGAUCUGUUUCCCUUCGGCCACGACGCCGUCUUUGUUGAGACCACUCUGAAGAGUUUGGAAUCUGCAUUCGCGAAGAAGAGCACAGAGCUGCUGAACGACGGCAUAAUAGUCCUCUUCAGCAACGUUCUGAAGCCUCGCAUACGCCCCAUCCUAGCUGAAGCUUUCCGUGACAUCGACUACGCGCCGCCCGAGGUCGGUGACGAUGUGGAAGAGGACGACGAGGAUGGCGAUGCCGACCUGGUCAAGUCGCGCUUCGAUCGCGGUUGGGGCGUUGUGAUCCGCCCUCUGAAGCGCAUUCUGACAGGGGCCAAUUUCGACCGCCUGCUCUCUUUCGCGCUCAACUAUCUCGCUACUGCACUCGAGAAGCGUAUCAAACAGUACUACGGUCGUGUCAACGAACUCGGUGCUGUCAGGUUGGAGCGCGACAUCUCAGGCAUCGUCACGGCGGCAGUCGCAGGCGGAAAGUACGGGCUACGCGACGCUUUCACAAAGUGCACGCAGAUGACGCUGAUCAUGAACAUGGAGGAGGAUGAAUGGGAUGAAGUUGCCGCUGAUGAAAGUGGUCAUGGCAUCCCUUGGGUCUUGGACGCUGAGGAGAGAAAGAGGGUGAGGGCCAUUGUCAAAGGCUGA
This is a messenger RNA of Ascochyta rabiei, 2349 nucleotides long. Its product is annotated as Golgi transport complex subunit 4. The transcript has a single exon. The record is from RefSeq and is a predicted model, not a curated record. Bases 1 to 2349 code for a protein of 782 amino acids. NCBI's taxonomy places the organism in Eukaryota, Fungi, Ascomycota, Dothideomycetes, Pleosporales, Didymellaceae.